AUGUCUUGGUCCGGCUUUAAGAAAGCAAUUAGUAGGGCAGGUGGGUCUGUGGUUGUUAAGGCAACAGAUAGAGUUUCCGACAAAGAUUACGACAUACAAGAAAGACGGUUUAAGCUAAUUGAAAAAUCAGGAAAAGAGCUUCAGAAGGAGGCGAAAGCGUUCUUGGAUGCGGUGAGAGCAGUUACAGCUUCACAAUCUGCAAUGGGUGAAGUUGUUGACAGUUUAUAUAGUAAUUCUGAGCAAGCAGGUCAGUCGAAUGUUGGCUCAUACUAUCUACAAGCAGUUCAAGAUUUUGAUCAGGAGACAGUAAAGCAAUUGGAUGGUCCAUUCAGAGAGGCUGUUUUGGACCCAGUCUCAAAGUUUUGUAUGUAUUUUUCUGAGAUCAACGAAGCUAUGAAAAAGAGAUCGCAUAAGAAGAUUGAUUAUGAACAGGCAAAAGCCAAGGUGAGGCGUUUGACUGACCAUCCAUCAAAGGAUGCAUCAAAGCUCCCUAGAGCACAAAGAGAGCUUGAUAUGGCCAAGGAUAUUUAUGACUCUUUAAAUGACCAAUUGAAAACCGAACUUCCACAAUUGAUAAACUUGAGAAUUCCAUGGUAUGAUCCUUCAUUUGAGGCUUUAGUGAAGAUUCAGAUGCGUUUUUGCACUGAGGGCUACGCUCGCUUGGCACAGGUUCAACAAUAUCUGGACCAGACAAGUAGAGAUGAAUAUGCUAACGGUGUUCUGGAUCAGAGAGUGGAACAGAAAUUGGGCGAAAUGGCACAAUUGAACAUCUGUUCCUUGGGAUUGAAGUGA
This is a messenger RNA of Brettanomyces bruxellensis, 792 nucleotides long. RefSeq lists its product as uncharacterized. Bases 1 to 792 code for a protein of 263 amino acids. The transcript has a single exon. The record is from RefSeq and is a predicted model, not a curated record. Lineage: Eukaryota; Fungi; Ascomycota; Pichiomycetes; Pichiales; Pichiaceae. Gene Ontology annotation, biological process: plasma membrane tubulation; endocytosis; actin cortical patch localization. Gene Ontology annotation, molecular function: lipid binding; protein binding. Gene Ontology annotation, cellular component: medial cortex; actin cortical patch; Rvs161p-Rvs167p complex.